Messenger RNA from Sporisorium graminicola, 1740 nucleotides. RefSeq lists its product as uncharacterized. The record is from RefSeq and is a predicted model, not a curated record. NCBI's taxonomy places the organism in Eukaryota, Fungi, Basidiomycota, Ustilaginomycetes, Ustilaginales, Ustilaginaceae. Bases 1 to 1740 code for a protein of 579 amino acids. The transcript has a single exon.
AUGAAGCUGCCCCUGCUAGCCCUGUUUGUAUCUGCGGCCGCGGCACUUCCGCAGGCUGCUUACAAGGCUGAGUAUGCCUCUUCCCAACCCACAGUCAAGAUCCACCAGGGAACAGUUCAAGGCGUUGUGGAUCAGGGCUACAGGCUCGAACAAUUCUUUGGCAUUCCCUUCGCCAAGCCACCUGUAGGUGAGCUUCGCUUUGCCAGGCCAAAGCACCUCGACUCUUCCUCAUCGGACAGGCUCAUCGAUGCGACGCGCUUCGGUAACAUCUGCGUUCAGACUGCUCAGCCCUCGCCUCUGUACAAUAUGAGCGAAGACUGCCUCAACCUCAACAUCGUCCGACCCAAGGGCACUACGGAGAACGACAAGCUGCCCGUGCUCACCUGGAUCUACGGUGGCGCCUUCAUGCAAGGAAGUAUUCCCAACUACAACGCCAGCGAGCUGGUCCAAAAGAGCGUCGAGAUCGGCAAGCCCAUCGUCUUUGUCGCGAUGAACUACCGCGUUGGUCCAUUUGGCUUCAUCGGAGGAUCCGAAAUUGCUGACAGUGACUCAGCCACCACCAACGCAGGGCUUUACGAUCAGAGACUAGCGAUCAAGUGGAUUCGAAAGAAUAUUCACAAGUUCGGAGGCGACCCGAACAAAGUCACGCUCUUCGGCGAGAGUGCAGGAGCCAUGAGCAUUGCCCUGCAGAACUUUGCCUACGAUGGAGACAACGACGGCCUCUGGCAUGCUGCCAUCAUGGACUCCGGUGGCAUCGCCCCUGGUCCUCUGCUCACACCCAAACACCCUGCAGUCGAACAGAGCUUCAAGAGUCUGGCUGCAGGUGUCGGCUGCACUAGCGGCUCGCUGCUCGAGUGUCUUCGCAAAGCCAACGCGACCGACAUUCAGACUGCAGCAGCUGCACUGAGCGCCACAGCUGGUGGCAAGUUCCCCAUCGCAGGAGCUCUCGCGUGGCUUCCCUUGGUCGACUACGAACUCAUCACCGACUAUCCUAGCGUCAACCUUCCGCAGGGUAAGCUCGCCGACAUUCCCGUUAUUCAGGGUAACAAUCUCGACGAAGGAACCUUGUUCGCCCAGAAACAGCUCAACAGCAGCGCCGAUUUUGAGUCCUGGGUUCGAUCGGCUGCGGUCAUCUACAACACUUCCUACACCGAACAGGCUCUUCAGCAAGUCUACAAGCUGUACCCGGACAUUCCGGAGCAAGGAUCGCCGUACUACAACGCCGAAACCGCUACCUCGGCGGGCACGAUGACCAACCUGACUUCGCGCAAGUACCCACCUUUGGAGAGCAACCAGUACAAGCGCUCCGCGGCGUUCUUCGGCGACUUUACCUUCCAGGCGCACCGACGAACCUACCUCAAGGCAGCCACGUUGGACUGGAAGACGAACAAGAACAAGGUGUGGUCGUACGAGUUCCAGCAGAACGACAAGUUUGCCAACAACGGGACCGGCUCGCCGCUGGGUGCAUACCACGGCUCCGAGCUCAAGUACUUUUUCGUGCGUCCGGACGGGAGGCAGAAGGAUCCCGUGUUGGCCGACAAGAUGCCGGAGGCGUACAUUAGCUUUACGUACUAUCACGACCCGACCGUGCUGAGCGGGUUCGAGUGGCCGUGCUACGCCGAUGGGCACAAGUUGUUGCAGUUGAAGGGCGACAACACCACCAUGAUCCCGGACACGUAUAGGAAGGAGGCCAUGCACGCGUUGACCAACCGAAAGGCUGCGCAGGUGUUUGGCUUCUGA